This is a messenger RNA of Alternaria rosae, 1124 nucleotides long. RefSeq names its product phosphatase inhibitor-domain-containing protein. Bases 407 to 916 code for a protein of 169 amino acids. The transcript has 2 exons. The record is from RefSeq and is a predicted model, not a curated record. Lineage: Eukaryota; Fungi; Ascomycota; Dothideomycetes; Pleosporales; Pleosporaceae. Gene Ontology annotation, molecular function: protein serine/threonine phosphatase inhibitor activity; protein phosphatase 1 binding. Gene Ontology annotation, cellular component: nucleus.
GGCAAGUGUGCGGCAAUACAGCGUUAGCGAUGGAAGCCGACAGAAGCGAUCGUGGGGACAGAACGUGGCUGGCCAGGAGCGGGAAGCACCGAGGAAGCACCGAUCCACCAUGACGCAUUGGCCAUCCUCUUCUCACGAGACAAAUCACCGUUGAACAACAAAGACGUACAUGCAACACGACAUUCACCUGUUACCGACUCGCUGCUCACCCUUCACACCCUCUUGCUACUUUCUUUGAUUACAAUUACCACCACUUCGCUCAAGCUCUGACGUUGGAUCCCGAGAAGGGCUUAUCCCCAGCCCUGCAACUCGCGAUUCCCUUUGGUCCCUGCGCUGCGUAGCUACGCCCCACUGCCACCCCAACUUCUUAAGGGUCCGAUCUCCCUACACAAGCCGCACCUGCAACAUGUCGCACUUCAGCAAUAUGGCCGCCCCUCACACGCUAUCUCCUAGGAGUGCUACACCAAACUCUGGGAGCCGAACCAUAGAAGUUCGACCCCAGCCCGUAUUGCGUCUGUCAGCACCUUCCGGUGUGCUUCGUCUACGCGCAGAGCCAUCAGAACGUCGACACAUUCAAUGGGCCGAAGACGUGGUCGAUAACGAAGGCAUGGGCAAGAAAUCUUCCAAAGUUUGCUGCAUCUACCACAAACCCCGCGCCGCUGACGAGUCUUCUGACGACGACUCCUCGGACUCAUCGUCAGACUCAGAUUCCGACUCCGAGCCCGACAAUAGUACUGCAAGGCCUGCUGGGCGGAUGGGCGGAGCGCGCGGUAGACGGCCACAUCAACAUGCUCAUAACGAUUGUGAGGACGUCCACGAUCACGGCGAGGGUUCUAGUACCCCGCAAAAGCACAAGCGCCAACGGAGGAAGCCAAGCCCAAAUGCCUACGAGAAGAUGCCGAAGCAGAAGAAGUAAGCUGUGCUCUAGCUGGUAAACUUCCGGUGUCCACUGGGGGUUAGUCAGUACGACUUGAAAACGAUUUUCAUUGCUUGGAGUUACGGGUGUCCAUGUGGCACGUCAUGAUUUGGACUGCGUCAUUGCAUAGCGCUGGGAUGGACUUGAAUAGUCCGCAAAUCGUCGCCUUGUGUGGCUGGACGUGAGACAUUAGAUGCAGAUGAGCAUU